This is a messenger RNA of Volvox carteri f. nagariensis, 726 nucleotides long. RefSeq lists its product as uncharacterized. Gene Ontology annotation, cellular component: mediator complex. NCBI's taxonomy places the organism in Eukaryota, Viridiplantae, Chlorophyta, Chlorophyceae, Chlamydomonadales, Volvocaceae. The record is from RefSeq and is a predicted model, not a curated record. The transcript is spliced from 7 exons. Gene Ontology annotation, biological process: regulation of transcription by RNA polymerase II. Bases 1 to 726 code for a protein of 241 amino acids. Gene Ontology annotation, molecular function: transcription coactivator activity.
AUGGGCGUCAAACUCUUAAUCCGGCCGGUACCGCCAAAAGGUGUUACCGGGCCGACCUCCUAUGACUUAUUGAAGCGGCUGAUUGACGAGCUUUGCGUAUCGCAACCCUCUGGCCGGUCGGAGGCAUGGUCUGUCACCUGCCAGCUAAUGAAGCAGGGCCACGGUCUGGUUGGCACUGUGGGCGGGCCCACUGCGGGUGCUGGUGGCGGCGGCGGCCUUAGAGAUACCUGGGCCGUCACGUUUCGAGACGCACCCGAUGUGGUCUUCUUAUUGCAGCGGCCCGAAUGCAAGGUGUUGGAGUGCGAAUCUGCGGUCAUGAGGCUGUUGGAGAAAAAGCUAGAGUUCGCCAAGCAGAUGGCCGUACGAGUGGAGGGCCACACCUACACCAAGGGCGACUUCGUACUCCGACUGUGUACGGCAACUCAAGCCAUUCACUCUACCCAGGCGCUCCUGGGUUACUGCCUGGAGGUGGAGUACCUGCCCGUCAGCAGUAUGAGCUCGGCGGAGGGCAUGUUGGGGGAGCUGUUGGACCUCAUGAAGCAGCUGAUGAACACCAUCGUGGCAGCAGCGGCGGCGGCGAACACAACAACAACACAAGAGGGUCAGGGUCCAGCAGGAGGAGGAGGAGGUGCUGGUGCUUUGUCGCAGACACUGCACAACAACAACAACAGCAGCAACAGCAACAACAGCCUCAACCGCCACCGCAGCAACCGCAAACGUUAUUAA